AUGGCAAGUCCGGCACAUUGCUAUUACUGUUUCGAGAGCCUCGCGGCAUCGUACAAGGGUCAGGAGCCUCCGAGCCUUGCCGUUUUAGAAGAGCUCUGGGAGAGACAUGAGCAGUUCAAGAAAGUUGCCGCCCUUCAGGACAGCGAUGAGUCAGUUUCUCUGGGGGAUAUCGAUAGUCAAAGCCAGCAGAUUGUAGACGAAGACGAUGGCGAACUAGAUACGAAAACUCGCCCGCAGGCGCUCAAACUCCCCAGCGUCAGUCGUCUUCAAAGCCAGUCUUCCCCGGAUUCCAGCUCGUCUACCACUCCAUCCAUUGCAUCCAACAACUCGUCGCACUCUCAGCUGUCCAGCUCGACUUCCAUCACUACACCCAGCUCGCAGGCCACGCAGACUGCGCAAAGGGACCGCCAGUAUCCGCUCUUCGUGACAUGGAAUACUGUGUCCAAGAACGGUCACAAAUCGCUUCGUGGAUGUAUCGGUACAUUUGAGGCACGCGAGCUUUCUGAGGGUUUGAAGUCCUAUGCUCUUACUUCGUACGUAUUCACCCAAAUUCAGGACUUCACAGAUACCUGCCACCACUGGGUCCGUCCCUCCAUACUCCAACCGACCGGCUGA
Messenger RNA from Aspergillus terreus NIH2624, 615 nucleotides. RefSeq lists its product as uncharacterized. NCBI's taxonomy places the organism in Eukaryota, Fungi, Ascomycota, Eurotiomycetes, Eurotiales, Aspergillaceae. The record is from RefSeq and is a predicted model, not a curated record. The coding region runs from base 1 to 615 and encodes 204 amino acids. The transcript has a single exon.